CGCGAUACCAAGCCAGUCCGGCGCUGACCAGCGAAGCUAUCAGUAAAUUUAUAAACAGUUACCUACAAAAUCAUAAUGAAGAUCGCCUUAGUAGUUUUUGUAGUCGCCCUGUCAGCCAUUUACGUGGAAAGCAAGGAUCUCAUAGUGGGCACCAGUUUUAACAACAGAUUGCUGUGGCAGGAGAAAGCUGAAUAUAAUGCCAUCCCGCUUAAGAAGAGAGUUAAGGAGGUGUUUUUCUCUGAUCCUGGACAACAGAUAAUUAAGGGUAUCAUCGCUCGCGACCUUGACCACACGGAGGCGAUCCCCAGCGUGACGGCGGGCGGCGUCGGCUUCUCGUACGCCAACAUCCGGCUCAAGUCCGAGCGCGGCUCUGGCCUCAACUACCAGAUCGAGGUCUACGUCUAACACGAGAUUACAGAAC
Cydia amplana is the source of this 421-nucleotide messenger RNA. RefSeq lists its product as uncharacterized. The record is from RefSeq and is a predicted model, not a curated record. The coding region runs from base 76 to 405 and encodes 109 amino acids. The transcript has 2 exons. NCBI's taxonomy places the organism in Eukaryota, Metazoa, Arthropoda, Insecta, Lepidoptera, Tortricidae.